AUGGCCAGAUAUACUAUCGAGGAACUAUUGCAACUAAAACCAAGCGAAACCUUGACUGCAAAUUUUCCUGCAGAAGAGUUCAGAGCUAUUAUUGAAAAAGUUUCACAAGUGCAAGCCUUGAGGGAAGAAGAGUUUGCGGCACAUCAUGUGGGUCAUUUCAACCGUAGAAGGUCUUCUCAUCACCAUGGCAAGCCAAAGAUCAAGCACACAAAACCAAAGGUGACCACAGAUUCCGACGGCUGGUGCACAUUUGAGGGUAAGAAGAAAGGUAGCGGUGAUGAGGAGGAAGAAGAGAUAUUCAAGGAGACUGUAUCCACACCUAUUGCACAAGAGACUCUGAAAAUCAAGCCAAAUAACAAAAACAUUUCCUCUUCAAGGCCAGCAGACACAACAGAUUUAGUUACUGAUAAACCAACAUUGAGUUUCAAUGCCUUUGCUGCAUUGGAGAGUGAUGAGGGCGAGGAAGAAUAA
Messenger RNA from Zygotorulaspora mrakii, 471 nucleotides. It is a transcript of the gene CAF20, whose product is annotated as Caf20p. The record is from RefSeq and is a predicted model, not a curated record. The transcript has a single exon. Bases 1 to 471 code for a protein of 156 amino acids. Gene Ontology annotation, biological process: negative regulation of translation; translational initiation. Lineage: Eukaryota; Fungi; Ascomycota; Saccharomycetes; Saccharomycetales; Saccharomycetaceae.